AGGUGAGGAGGGGUCAAGCCCGACGCCCGGGCCCCGAGGGGAACCGGGGCUGAGGCUCUCUCGAGAGGUCUCAGUGGAAGGGCCAGAGAAAGGUUCUUAGCUGUGUAAGAGGCAUUCUUUUCGGGCAAAGUGACUAUUAUAAAAAUAACUAGGGUGCUCCAGAGUUGAGCCGACAGGGAUUUGGGUUCAGUGAGGGAGAACCGAGACAAGCCAAGAGAGCUUUCUUAAUCUAGAAGACUCGGAACUGGAGCAAGGGAAGCAGGGUCUCGCAUCAGUUAUGGGAGCUGCUGGGAAUGCUAAAGGGUGAGCUAGAGGCUCAGGGUCUUGCGAGAACUCAUGCUUUUGUUCCCAUUACGUGUGGAGAUGUGGUAACUUGAAGUUUUUUGGUACUCCUGGGGUAGCCAAUGAAGACAAAAGUAAUUUUUUUUUUCUCUAACUGUUGGCCGUUCACACACUUUAGACUGCAGUCUCUGUUUCUUCUUACCUCCUGUUUCAUGUCCUGUGAAAAAGCUAAGAAGUCGGCUUUGGGGGUGUUCAUUCUUUCUUUCCUACUUAAUAAUGUGGUCUUUAUUGGAUACCUUGUCUCUGACCCAGCAAUGGAGAAUCAGUGAUUUAUUUUCUGCACUGGAAAUGGACUUAGGGAUCCCGCAGCCAUCCAGAGACCUUCUGACCAUAGUUGGGGAAACUUUCGUGGCACUUGGACUUGGGUAUUUCCCAGGCAGGUAAUGGUUAGGUGGAACCAAGCCUGGAAAUAUGAGGUGAUAUCACUGAGGAAGGGAUUUGGGGAAGAGUGAGAAAUUCCAUUCCAGAAGGUUGGCAUCACCCCUGUUCUUUGUCUCCUUCUUCAGGAGCCCCGGUCUCUGAGCUAUUAGAAAGUUGGGUCAGAUGGAGAGGCACUUGGGGAAGGAGGACUGUUGAAGCCUGGAAGUCCCCUCCCUCCCCCCUCCCCCCUUUGCCGCUUUGUGGCAUCCCCCUCCCUCUACCCUUUCCCACUCUGAUAAUCUCGCCAUGACUAGCAGAAGCACAGCCAGGCCCAAUGGGCAGCCCCAGGCCAGCAAAAUAUGCCAGUUCAAGUUGGUCUUACUGGGUGAAUCUGCAGUAGGGAAGUCUAGCCUGGUAUUACGUUUUGUCAAAGGACAGUUCCACGAGUACCAGGAGAGCACCAUUGGAGCGGCCUUCCUCACCCAGUCUGUUUGUCUAGAUGACACAACAGUCAAGUUUGAGAUCUGGGACACAGCUGGGCAAGAGCGAUACCAUAGCUUGGCCCCCAUGUACUACAGAGGUGCCCAGGCUGCAAUUGUGGUUUAUGACAUUACUAAUCAGGAAACCUUUGCCCGAGCGAAGACAUGGGUAAAGGAACUACAGCGACAGGCCAGUCCUAGCAUCGUUAUUGCCCUGGCAGGGAACAAAGCGGACCUGGCCAACAAGCGCAUGGUGGAGUAUGAAGAGGCCCAGGCGUAUGCAGAUGACAACACCUUAUUGUUUAUGGAGACUUCAGCCAAGACAGCUAUGAACGUGAACGAUCUCUUCCUGGCAAUAGCUAAGAAGUUGCCAAAGAGUGAACCCCAGAAUCUGGGGGGUGCAGCAGGCCGAAGCCGGGGUGUGGAUCUCCAUGAGCAGUCCCAGCAGAACAAGAGCCAGUGUUGUAGCAACUGAGGGGUGGCUAGCAGCAAACAAGUAUGAAGCUAGCACGAGAGCUAAGAAAUAACCUCCAUCCCCACCCCUCAGCACACAGCCCCUACGGUAACAGCACACUGAGCCCUGGCUCCCAAGGGCUGCCUCCUGACAGCUCCGUCAUGGCACUUUUUAACGCUUCAGCAACAACACCAGGCAGCUGUUGCCACUGGCCUCCUACCCCUACUCUGGGGCCUGGAGGUCAGAUCCCCCAGGACUUACCUUCCAAAACAAACUUUCUCCACUUUGUAUUAUAGGUGCAAGACAGUGACCUACUUACCUUUCCUCCUUUUCUUCCCCAUUUUUUCAAAAAACGUUGUCUCCUGCCCCUUUCCCUUCAGCUUUUGGUCAGUCUCUGUUCUUGAUCCCCUUUUCCUCCUCUCCCCAGGGUGGAGAAGGUGGUGAACCCAGGAACUAAGAAGGAAGGAGGUUUUCAGUUCAGUCACAUUAAAGGCCCUGGGGGAAAGUAAGGCUCAGAGCAGGAAGGAGUAAAGAAACAUUGUCUUUUUGUUUUAUUUGGUUGGAGUUUCUCAUGUUUGAAAACACUGCAGUAUCCAUAAGUUGGCCUUGUGGAGGGUGUUUUUAGGUAGAGGUGAGAAUGGAAGGCAAGCUCUUGGGCACCAUGUGGGAGUCUUGUUGUUAGCUAACUGGGCAGAGGUGGAAGAGGUGGAGAUGCAGUGUCGUCUAUGGCUCUGGAACUCUUCCCAGGCCUACUUUCCCCUCACCCAGCCACUUAGGUAGCGUCUCUCCCAUAAUGGGAGAGGUUCUGGACUCCAGAGUCCUCCAAAGAAUCUUCACUGGUUGCCUGCAUCUUUGGCUCUGCUGUGAUCUAAAUGGAGGAGGGACCAGUUUCUGACACCCAUCCUCUGACUUAUACAUAUGCAUUUUUUUUUUUUUUCCUCUCUCGUCUUCAGAUGGCCUCAGCCCCAGCCACUAUAUCCCCUGCAGUUUGCACUUUAAUUGAUGGUAGUUCAGUUGUGAUACUUGUUUUAUGGGGGUUUUGAUUGAUUUACCUGCCCUCUUUUUAAUUAAAUGGAAUCCGAGGUGUGUAUGAGGUUUGGGAAGGGGCUGUAGAGAACAGUACUGGUGGCAGCUACUCAAGCCCGGUCUCCACUGCUAGCUUCCUCCAACUCUGAUUCUUACUUCACCUGUAUUCUUGCCAUCCUAACUCUUGGGUAGAGGUUUACCUUUCCUGGAGAAUUAACUGAGUAACUGUAGAGCAGCUUCUCAGGAUAGCAUAGGUCAUUGUAGGGGAGUGAAGAGGAAUCCAGCAAGAGGGAGGAGUUUUUUGUCCUUUCCCAGGGUUCUCAUUCAAUUUGAUCCACUCAUUACCAGUCUUUUGUACUUCCCUGUAAAUAGGUAUGAUCUUUAUUCCUACUGUACAGUCUGUUCUGUCUCCCCCACCUCCCAUCAGACCCUAUUUUGUCCUUUAUUAGUAUCUUUAGUUUGGUCCCUUCAUGCUUAUCCCCAAACCCACCCCAUGCAACCAGUGGUUUAAUCCACAUACCACUAGCAUGUAGUUCUACAGAAGCCUACUUGUGGCCCCCUCAUAUCAUAACACCUGUUCCUGUGGACAGGGAAUGACUGGCACUGAAGGUCCCUCACAGUUGUCCCGUAUCACCAGAGGACGUUGGUCCUUUCUUAAUCUCUAGCCUCUCUUCAUAUCCCUCAUCAGGUAUUUUAUGAUGUCUUUGGGAAGCCAUCAAGGCAAGAGACAACUCUAAACUCCUUCUUGUUCUAGCCCAGAAUUUGGGAGAAAUAAGAUAGACGAGGCCAUAGUAACCUAGGAUUGGAACCUUUCUGCCCUUUUGGCGUGCAGACUGCCUUCUGUCCCAGAGCAGCUCAGAAAUCCAUGAAGCUGAGAUUCUGAAGGACCCAGCUUAGGUUCUUCCACUUAGGCCUCAAUUCCCUUCCUUUUCCAGGGGCAGCCUUAGUUCCCGUGGCCCUGAAACACACAUGCAUUUCCCCCUUCUUUUCCCAGCACCCACUAGCCCCCAGAAGUACCCGGUGCAUCCUUACAAGUGGAAGAACUUAGGAUGGCUCUUUUAAGUCUCUUAGAAAUGAAGUCCUUUCUCUGUACAGCUUUCCCCAUGGAGCAGGAGUGAAGAUGUUUCAUUGCCUUGGGGUUGGGAAACCAUUUCUCCAGGCCUCUUCUCCCCUCCCCUGCCCCCCUUAGGAACAGGAUUGGCCUUAGCUUCUGGGCCUAUCUGCUGCCUUUUGUCCACUUCCUCUCAACUCUUCUGCUUUCCUUUGAGCUCUUUGGGGCUUGGGGAACCUUAGUUUUUUUUAUUUCCCAGCUCUUAAUUUUUUUCUUCUGAUCAGUUGGUUUUUUUUUAAGGGGCGGGGUGGGGGGGAGGUUGGUGGUUUUUUUUCUGUUUGUUUUUUUUUUUGCUUCUAAAAAAAGCAUUUGCCUUUUUUCCCUUUCUUCCUCUCCCAACAUAACAAUCGUGGUAACAGAAUGCAACUGCUGAUUUACCGAUGUAUUUAAUGUAAGUAAAAAAGGAGAAAAAAAAAGUG
Messenger RNA from Sus scrofa (pig), 4191 nucleotides. NCBI's taxonomy places the organism in Eukaryota, Metazoa, Chordata, Mammalia, Artiodactyla, Suidae. The record is from RefSeq and is a predicted model, not a curated record.